Molecule: messenger RNA, 3699 nt
Organism: Penicillium cataractarum
Lineage: Eukaryota; Fungi; Ascomycota; Eurotiomycetes; Eurotiales; Aspergillaceae
Exons: 2
Coding region: 1-3699 (1232 amino acids)
Source: RefSeq, a predicted model, not a curated record
AUGGGUCUGGGUGGCAAGAAGGCCAAAGCCAAGGAGAAGAAUGGCAAGGCCGGAGCAAAGCUGAAGAUUAAGAAGGCGAAGAGUCCCGAAGUUGUUGAAGUUGCUGAGCCUACCGAAACCAUUGAGACAACUGAAGACCAGACGACAAUCGAAUCUCCUGCGCCUGCUAGUCCGGAGCUUGUGUUACAAGAACCAGAACCCAGCCAACCAUCUGAACCAGCAGUUGAAUCGGUUCUUGAACCAGAACUUGAACCAGCACUUGAGCCAGUACUUGAACCAACAGUUGAACCUGUCCUGGAACAACCCAUUUCAAUUGAAAGUUUCCUAGAGAAGGAGACUCCUUCGGCACCUUCAUCGCCAUCACCUUCAACUUCAGUGCCUCUAGCAACAGUUGACCAUGAGGAAGAACAUGAAGAAAGACCAUCUGAACCCUUGAAUGAGCAUCCGGUUGAGAAAGACGACCACUUCCGCGAUCAUCGUGACAAGCAUCACACUGAUUACCGAAACGAUCAUCGCGUUAAACGCCGUGGGGGCCACCGUGCCAAAAAGGUUGAGGAAUAUCUUGGCCACUAUAACGACGGCCAAACUUCUCUGCCAACAACUCGCAGAGGCACACCCGAACCUCACCACGAGGCUGACCCAAGGCAUACGACUUAUGAAGAGGCCUAUCCUCAGUAUCCAGCCUAUCCAGCCUAUCCAGCCUACCCAACCUAUCCGACAGAGUAUCCAGACAGGCAUCUCGUUGCAUCCCCUUCUGUUCCCUUCUCACCUACACCGGCCCAAGUGCCUCUUCCAUCCCCAUCAUUAACCGAAGCACGGUUUAUGUCAAGUGCUUCUCCCGAAGCCCACUACUAUCCCUAUCAUCCACCACCUCCCCUCCCAUACUCACCGUACGCGGUGCCUGUAUACUCUACACCUUACUACCACUCACCCAUUCCAAAAGUCAGUAGUCCACUGGCUCGAUCUCAUUAUUCUUACGUGUCGCCCGACAUGUCACCUACCGCCACUCCACCUCCACCUGCAGCUCCUGCAGCCCCAGCUGCUCCAGUUGCUCCAGUUGCCUCAACACCUUCAAUGCCCCCUCCUCCUUCAGUAGCAGGGAGCUAUUCGACGGCCCUCCACUCUCCCGUCAUGAGUUCAGCCGGUAUGAUCCCACCUUAUGGCCCGUAUACUCCUCAGCCAUUAGACGGCCAUUAUAUGCAUCGGAGCUAUAGUGUCUCUGACCAGCCUUACGCUGCAUCAUUCCAAGCCAUUCAAAACCUCGGUCUGAACAAUGGUCAAGUGCAUGAGAAUGGCACCAUCUCCCCACCAGAGAAUGACCAGGAACACAUUGAGCUUCUCCAUCGCAUUCAAUCCGCCAUCCCCGACAUCAACCGUCUUCUCCAUGGGUUCCGCCACACUCAUACUAGACUCAACAGCCGCGAGGCCGAGAUGAAGCAGAUCGGCAACCAGCAUGAGCAAGCCCUCAUGCACAAGGACUUCUACAUUGAAGCUCUACAGUCUCAAAUGAAGAAGACCGCUAACGAGAGUGCGGAGGAAUGCGCCAAGCUCAAGAACACCAUCAACGAGCUGCGUCUGGAACUGGGUGACCUGCAGGAGAAGCAGAAAGACCUUGAAGACGGCCUGGCUGGUCAUCAAAAGUCCAAUGAGGAGCUCUCACAAAGCAAGUCUGAGCUCGAGGCGGAGAUUGAGAAGUUGAACGCGAGCAUCAAGGAGGCUCAGGAGACACAUCAGAAGGAGAUUGAGACACAGAAGGAUGACCACGCAAAGGCUUUGACCACUCAGAAGCAGGAGUUGACUGAACUCUUUGAAGAGAUCAAGAAUGAGGAUGAGAAGGCUGCUGCCGAGACGCUGGAAGCGCGGGAGAAGGACCUGCGGGAUCAGCACGAGUCGACUAAGGAGGAGUGGGCGAAGGAGAGGAAACUGAUGGAGGAUUCACUGGAGAACCAGCGCGGUGAACUCGAGGCUACCAAGUCAGAACUUGCCUCCAAGAUUGCCACUCUAGAGACCAAGGAGACCGAGUUGGAGACACAGUUGGCCGAGCUCAACAUCACCCGCGAAGAGGUCGCCUCCAAGGUUGCCGAAUUGGAAGCGAAGGAAAAGGAACUGGAGGAAACCCGCCAGAAGAGUGCUCAAGAACUGGAGGCACUUCAGCAGGGUCAUGCCGGUGAACAAGAUACCCUUCGAUCUGGUCACGCCGGCGAACUAGACACUCUCCGCCAAACUCACGACUUGGAACUCGCCGCCGCCGCCAAGGAUCUUAACGAGAAGAUUUCUGCCGUCGAAGCCCACUUCCUUGAGCAGGAGAAGCACUGGGAGGCAGAACGAGCAGUGCUGCAGAAGCUGGUAGCCGAAAAGGGCGAGGAGUUGAACAGCGCUGAGCGGGAGAAGGAUAAGCUGGAAGGUGAUGGAUUGAUCAAGGAGCAGCAACUCCAACGCGCGGUGGAGGAGAUGAGAUCGACCAUCGACCAUUUGGAUCAAGACUGUGAUCGGCUUCGCAGGACGCUGAUGAGUCUCGGUGAGGCGACCGACUUGAAGACGACCAAAGGUGAUCAAUUCUUUGUGGACUGCUUCACCCAACUCUCCUCUCUAAUCGCGACCCUCUCCCACGAACACUUCGCCUACCUCCCCAUCGACCCACCAAAAGACAUUCUCUCCAAAAUCCCCUCCGAACUCCCCUCCUUCCUCGACAACACCCCUCCAUCCCGCGCCCUCCGCGCCGCUUACGUCCAACACGUCGUCUCCAAAACACUAACCUAUCGCGUCUUCCAACCCUUCCUCUUCACCCUCGGCCGCCGCUACGACAAAGCAGAUACCUUCUUCCAAAUGCUUUCCAUGGAUAUCCGCCGUAAAUCCGUCCGCCGUGAAGCUUUCUGGCGUCAGCAAACUCUCAAAGCAGCAUAUACUACGUCCGACGCUAAACAAUCCAUCAACGUCGCUGCCGCUGUGAUUGUCGAUGAGAUCAUCGAUCAUAUCCGCCAUUUCGCUGAUCCACGUCAACUCGACUCCCUACUCACCGCCGUCCGGAAAAUCGUCAAACUCGCCGCCGAGACAUGGCGCCAUGCCCGCGUUGAGCGUGAACUGGUGCUAGCUUCCUUCCCAGCCCCGGACGCAGAAGCCAUCGAUAACGAGGGCUGGAACGAGUACGCUGCCGCUCCCAAGGGGGAAGAUACAGGUCCCAAGCCAGAACCCAGUCGACACGUCGUACUCCGUACAUUCCCACGUGUGGUCCGCGAAGCAGCGCACGAGGAUUUCGCAGUUGGCCCGGACCGCGCGACAUCUUGCGUGUAUUCAUGCGGUCAAGUGUUGUACUCGGAUUCACCCGUGAUCAUGGCUAGGUUGCAGGAGUUGGUGAAGAAGGCACCUGAGCCGGUACCUGAGCCAGAGCCGGAGCCGGAGCCGGAGCCGGUGGUUGUGGUUGAGGAGAAGAAGAUUGAGGAGGUUCCACUUCCUCCGCCUUCGCCGCCGAAGACACCCAAGCAGGAGGUGGAGGAGGAGGUGAAAGUUGAACCGGUGGUUAUGUCUGAGCCAGUCGUGGCGGUGCGGAGCUCGACUCCAGUUUCUAUGAAGAGUCCGCCAUUGAGGAGCGCGACGCCUGUGCGAAGUCCCACACCGGUCAGGAGUCCAACGCCGGUGAAGCUCACGGCGUCUUCGCUACCUGCGAGUCCGAAGGGGAAGGGAGCCUCCGUUAAGGCGUGA